AUGUUACUGGUUUGUGUAUGUGCUACAUCAUCGGAUAGAAAAGUCAGGCAUCCCAGGAAUCAACGUAAGCCUAUUUUUAAGUUAGAACAGGACCAAAAGCUCCGUAUUUCCAAAACCAACUCAAUGUGCUCCACAUCGCAUGAGGAGUGGACUUGAAAGGGCCGGACCCAAUUUUUUUGGCCAUGUCAUUUUCCAUGUGUUUCCUCACCUUAAAAAUAAAUUUUGAUGGGUCCCUGCCUUAGUUUCACCUCUAGUGUCCUGGCAAUUACAAAUUUUCUUCUCCCGCACCCGUGCGGAGCCUAGUAAGCACCCUUUCAAGUCUAGUAUAAAGAGAACAUCUAAUUUUUUACAACUACACUAAUGUCUUUUCAAAACCUUCAUUCCUAUGAUUUCAGAUAUGCACACAAGACCUAGUGAUUUCGUAUUACGAUGCCCUCCUCCACCAAAAACCAGACACAAAGUGAGUUUAAAAAGCUAAAAUGGCUACAAAAAGAAGCUGAAAACCUAAAACAUCUUAUAAAACGAACCGAUGAAAGGCUACACCCAGUCAAAGUUAAACAGAUUAGACCACAGAAGCAGAAAUAAAGCCUAAGCCGAGCUAAAAGUUCGAUUAAAGCUAUAUUUAGAAGGGGCUCACUAGGCCAGCUCCGGCCCCAGGCUACAGCAAGUUCAAAAGCGGACAACCCUUCAAACAUGGGCCCGAGCCAAAACCUAGUCAAAAAAAAAUCCAGCCCUUUACAGGUCUAUUUGAAAUUCAAUUCAUAGCUUUUUUUUUAUCUAUCAGCCCUUUUUACCUGGAAACUUUAAAGCUUGUUUGAAAAAAAAUGUAUUAGAAAACUCUAUCCUACCUUCAGAUCCAAGUCAGUGUAGCAUUCUACUUCAACAACAAGAUCCUGCUACAAAUCGACGCUGACAAAAUAAUCGAAUCCCAUAGAAUCCGAGAGCAAACCGACAAAAUUCAAUGGAAAACCCUCGGAAAUCAGAGUUCUGCCAUAAUUUCUUGGAAAAACGACACAGUACGAUUUGAGUACGAAGAGAAACGACAUUGGUAUGCAGUUCGAAUUAAACCUAACAAUAUGUACGAACUUCGAGGAGCCUGGAAGUGUAGGCUAACAACUUUUGUCAAGGAUAAUCGACAAAAAAGCAAUUGGUCCAAGUUUGAGAGCCGGAAGUUUUAUGGUGCUAGUAAGAACAAAAUUUCCGUUUUUCAGGUGAGGUCUUUUUAAGAUUUUAUCAAAAAAUUGUUUUUAAAUUACUUGGGUUACAUUGAGGUAGAUAGUGUCGACGAAAAAAAAGCGAAAAAAAAUUCAAUCCCACCAUAACCUACAUUAAUAUCGGUUCUUUUUACAUACCCAUCGUUUUUAGUAUGCAAAAAGAGAUGAAAACAAACAAAACAAUACCUUAAAGACAAAAAGAAUGGAAGAAAAUACUAAAAAAGCUAGCCAUCAAGUUCAAACUCCAGAUUCAUCAAAAAUCAGUGAAGAAGACUUUGUGUAA
Bursaphelenchus okinawaensis is the source of this 1497-nucleotide messenger RNA. NCBI's taxonomy places the organism in Eukaryota, Metazoa, Nematoda, Chromadorea, Rhabditida, Aphelenchoididae. The record is from the annotation of a GenBank genome assembly.